Messenger RNA from Hirsutella rhossiliensis, 1236 nucleotides. RefSeq names its product TFIIS helical bundle-like domain-containing protein. The transcript has 4 exons. Gene Ontology annotation, biological process: poly(A)+ mRNA export from nucleus. The record is from RefSeq and is a predicted model, not a curated record. Bases 1 to 1236 code for a protein of 411 amino acids. Lineage: Eukaryota; Fungi; Ascomycota; Sordariomycetes; Hypocreales; Ophiocordycipitaceae. Gene Ontology annotation, cellular component: nucleus.
AUGUCGGACGCGGACUCGCCUGCCCGCUCGUCAGCCAACGAGCCGGUCGACGAUGGGCAAGAGGCCACAUUCCAGGAUGAGGUUGCCGCCGCCGACUCCGACCGCGACUCGGAUCUCCUCUCUGAAAUCGACGAGAACCAGUUUGAGGACUACGACCCGGAAACGGCCAACAUCGAGGACCGCCCCGUGGACAUUGACGAGGAUAUCGCGCGAACACUCAAGGCCACCAAGCGAAAGCGUACAGACGGCGAUGUGCCCAAGAAGCCUCGAGAGGGUCGGCGGGACAAGAAGAGGCGAGACCGAGAUGACGAGGUUCCCGUGGAGGACGACACCCCGGCAGACACAGGCAAGACGACGCAGAGGAGAUCGAGGCGAACGGAGCCGGCCAACGAGGAAGAGCUCAGCCCGGAGGAGAGGAGGCAACGGGCCAUAGAUCGUGCGCUCGACGCCGCCAUCAAAAAGGGCGGAACCACGAAACGCAGACGCAAGGACGAAAUUGACCUCGAGGACGAAAUCGACGACCAGCUGGCACAACUCAAGCUGCAAAUGGAACGGGCUUGCCAGGCCGACAAUGCGGCUCGCGAGUCUGGCCAGCCAGCGCUGCACAAGCUGAAGCUUCUACCGGAUGUGACGGCCAUCCUCAACCGCAACAAUGUGCAGCACGCGGUGCUGGACCCCGACACCAACUUUCUCCAACACGUCAAGUUCUUCCUCGAGCCACUCAAUGACGGGUCUCUGCCGGCAUACAACAUCCAGCGCGACAUUUUCUCGGCGUUGACGCGGCUGAACAUUGAAAAGGAGACGCUGCUAAGCAGCGGGAUUGGAAAGGUGGUGCUGUUCUACACUCGCAGCAAGAAGCCGGAGCCGAGCAUCAAGCGCAUGGCUGAGCGGCUUCUGGGAGAGUGGAGCCGGCCCAUUCUGAAGCGAACCGACGACUACAAGAAGCGACACGUUGAGACGCGCGAAUUCGACUACCAGGCUGCCAAACUUGCGCAACGGCAAAAGGCAGGGUCGCAGUUCAAUCUCACGCAGCGGCCGUCGCAGUCGGCCCGGGAUGCGUUCUUGGCCCCCCAGAGCGGUGGUAACCAAGCGCGCAUGGCUAGUCUUCCGUCGAGCUACACGAUUGCGCCCAAGAGCACCUUUGACGGGUCGCGAGGGCAAGAUCAUCGCCCCCUGGGUGCCAGUGGCAUGGAAGCGUUUAGGAAGAUGACGCAGAAGAGCAAGAAGCGGGCGUAG